Molecule: messenger RNA, 1425 nt
Organism: Desarmillaria tabescens
Lineage: Eukaryota; Fungi; Basidiomycota; Agaricomycetes; Agaricales; Physalacriaceae
Exons: 6
Source: RefSeq, a predicted model, not a curated record
GAUACGCAUUUUAGCAAUUGUACUACGCUACACUCUCCGGCGUUUGCUACCCUUCAGGGUAAGAUACCCGAAAACUGGAUCCAACAUGUUCACCCCCAAGGCUGGCUUUAUUUUUCCUGCUCGUCUCUCAAGAUUGUCACUGCCUAUGAUAUACGCGACCCCGACAUUUAUGAAACUCUUAUGAUGAAUGCCGCCGAGUAUCCACUUUCUGGACUCGAAGACGCGAUGGAGGUGCAGCUGUCUGGUCAUCGCAAUCCAGGGUCUCUCAAGUCUCCUACUUUGAACUUGGUCAUCAAUCACUUGCAUUGUGUCGCGUCCUAUGAGUUUCAGGAAGUCAGAAACGACAUCGUCUCUGUCACAGAUCCCUACAUUUUGAACCGUCGCCGUCGGUUAUAUUGGAAUUUUGUUUGCAAAUAUCCCUCCCACAUACGGUGUCCAGACAGGGCCAUCGCAGACGCUUCGGAUGCGUUAACAUGGUAUUAUACGGAUAAUUUGGUGCGCGGCUCUCGGAGUACAGUGCCCUUUUCCAAGACAGAAUGCGAGGAACUUCGUGGUGUUCUGAAUGAAAUGACGCUUCCCCAAAACGCAGGUAGCAUUGCAAAAACUGCCUUUCUGGCUUGGUUUCUACGGGAAGCAUGCAGCUUUCGCGAUGCCGAGUACUACGGACUUCAUACUGAAAGCACUGCAAACACUAUUCUGGCAGAGAGACAGCGCCCUAACCUCACUCCCGCGUUAGAAAAUCCGUCUCCCUCUAUCUCUCCUUUUGUACACUUGCUCAUCAACGUGGUGUUCUUUGGAAUCCCGAAGACAUACGUGGCAUAUCUCAAGCAAUCGUUCCAGUACAAGGGAAGGCUCAAUAAUAUGCAUCAGAAUUGGGGAGAUUAUAUCUCCAGGCUAGUCAGAGAAUAUUCGAAUUUCCUUCUCAUUGUAAAUAUCUCUUCUGUCAGCGCGACGGUGUCAUUUCUCGCCGUCCCCGGUGCCUCUCCAGCUUGCCAAAUGGCAACAACAGUGUCGGUCUUCACCUCGCUUGGUAGCAUCAUAGUAGGCGUGUUUUCGAUUUGGAGACACCAAGGAAAUACAAGAGGUACGGAUGCAUAUGCCUAUAUGCGGAACGCGCAGCAUAACUGGUUUGGAAUCUACGGACACGCCAUGCUGUUGAGUCUCCCCGCUGUACUGCUUGUGUGGUCAAUUCUUGCGUUUGCUGUGUCCAUUGUUGUGUAUACAUCGCAAAGCACGAGUGGAAGUUCACUGCGUGUCUCUGCUUGGGUAGCCCUGGCUAUAUUUGUUUUGAUCGUGACCACUGUCAUAGGUGCGAUUCACACACUAUCUACGGUGUGGACUAUCCACCGACGUCCAUUUUGGUUCUUGGAUCGCGUCCGUUCCUGCUGGGUGUCGCCAUCUGCAGAAUCCUCUGUUGUAGUAUAA